UUCAUACCGAGUUGACAAUCAAGCUCUUUGAGUGUCGAUACCCAAAUGGUUGUCGUAGGAAAUCCACAUGCUUCUUCCUUCUCGCGAGCUGCUCUUCACGACCUCGUCAUCCCCAUCGGCUCCACCAUCACUGGCGAGUUCAUGUUCCUACGCCUUGUUCGUCGCCGCAAGAUGCUACUGCAGUCGCUACACGCUGAUAUGCUCGCUCCCCACCAGGCUUAUUAUCAACAAAUGCAUCGCCUUGCUCCAAGGCUGUUGCAUCACCGCCACCGAAGGCAGGCUGAAGCCGAUCCAUGCGUUUGCCUUGAGACAUGGCGUUCACCCCAGCAACCCGGACUUUGGCAAACAUUUCAUCUUCACACUUGUCUCUCUAUCCCUACCCAUGAACUACGCGUCCCUGGUUUUCAGCCAGCUUGAAUACCCCAGUGUCUUCACAUGGAACACCAUGAUCAGGGGUCAUGCAGAGGGUGAAACCCCAGAGUCGGCCAUCGGGAUUCACCGCCAGAUGCUGGGGUCUGAGGUAAGACCAGACACCCACACCUACCCGUUUCUGCUUAAGGCAUGUGCCAGGAUGUUGGACGUCAGAAGGGGAGAAGCCGUCCAUGGGCAGAGCUUGAAGGACGGCUUAGAGGCGCUGGUUGUUGUUCAAAACACGCUUGUUCACAUGUAUUCUGCUUGUGGACAAGCCGAGCUCGCUUACCAACUGUUCGGAGAAAUGCCUACAAGGAAUCUGGUCUCUUGGAACUCUGUGGUUAAUGGUUUUGCCCAAAACGGACGACCAAAUGAGGCGCUGACGUUGUUCCGCCAGAUGGAGAUGGAAGGUAUGAAGCCGGACGGGUUUACCGUGGUCAGCAUUCUGUCUGCUUGUGCCGAACUGGGGUCCCUAGCACUUGGUAGAAGGAUUCAUGUCUACCUACUAAAAGUAGGGCUAUCGGAGAACUUGCACGUAGGUAAUGCGCUCGUCGAUUUAUACGGAAAGUGUGGGAACAUAAGGGAUGCAUAUCAAGUGUUCGUUGAAAUGCCUGAAAGGAAUGUAGUCUCAUGGACUACCAUGAUUGUCAGCUUAGCUGUUCAUGGUUUUGCCGAGGAAGCGAUCUCAUUGUUUGAUGAUUUUGAGAGUGAACGUUUGACGCCUACUGACAUCACAUUCGUUGGGGUGCUGUGUGCCUGUAGCCAUGCGGGAUUGGUGGCCGAGGGUUUUGGUUAUUUUGAGAAAAUGAAACAGUACAAGAUUGUGCCUAAGAUUGAGCAUUAUGGCUGCAUGGUUGAUCUGUUAGGAAGAGCAGGCUUAGUUAGACGGGCACAUGAUUUUAUUGUCGAAAUGCCGGUGGAGCCGAAUGCAAUUGUCUGGCGGACCUUGCUGGGUGCGUGUGCGAUCCAUGGGCAGUUGGAGUUGGGAGAAUUUGCAAGGGCUCGGCUCUUGCAGCUCGAACCGCGCCACAGUGGGGACUUUGUUCUGCUUUCCAACAUCUAUGCAAACGAAGGUCGCUGGUUUGAUGUGCAGAGAAUCCGAAGUAAAAUGCUGAGGGAGGGAGUGAAGAAGUCGCCGGGACAUAGCAUCGUAGAGCUGCGCAAUUCAAUUCAUGAGUUCAUCAUGGGGGAUAGAUCACAUCCACAGACAAAGGAGAUAUACGAGAUGUUGGAUGAGAUUGGUAAGAGGCUGGAGCUGGAAGGGUACGUGCCGCAGACAUCAAAUGUCUUAGCUGACAUAGAUGUGGAGGAGAAAGCAAACGCUCUGGCCUACCACAGCGAGAGGAUAGCCAUUGCUUUCAUGCUUAUUAAUACAGUGGCAGGGUCCACUAUAAGGGUUGUGAAAAACCUCAGAGUGUGUGUUGAUUGUCAUACUGCAACGAAGCUCAUCGCUAAGAUUUUUGACAGGGAGAUAGUAGUGAGGGAUCGGAGUAGGUUUCAUCAUUUUAGAGAUGGAUUUUGUUCUUGUAAAGAUUUUUGGUGAGAAAUCAUUGAUAUGCAGGUGCAGCAAGGUUUAUAGCUAUAGUUAUAUUAAGGGUCUCAGGAAAAAGAAAGAAAUUGUCUGUUGCUGCACCUGCAAGGACAACUUUUUUGAGGGGUCUGUUGAUUAUGACUAAUGUGAAAGAUUUUACAUACGACGCAACAUUAGGCCUGUAUUUUUUUUGUCCUUCUGUGGAGAUGAAAUAAAGAAAGCCAUUGCAUUUC
This is a messenger RNA of Nymphaea colorata (pocket water lily), 2175 nucleotides long. Its product is annotated as pentatricopeptide repeat-containing protein At4g21065. Gene Ontology annotation, biological process: RNA modification. Gene Ontology annotation, molecular function: RNA binding; protein binding; zinc ion binding. The coding region runs from base 68 to 1954 and encodes 628 amino acids. The record is from RefSeq and is a predicted model, not a curated record. NCBI's taxonomy places the organism in Eukaryota, Viridiplantae, Streptophyta, Magnoliopsida, Nymphaeales, Nymphaeaceae. The transcript has a single exon.